Dreissena polymorpha is the source of this 4247-nucleotide messenger RNA. RefSeq names its product protein ERGIC-53-like. Gene Ontology annotation, molecular function: D-mannose binding. Lineage: Eukaryota; Metazoa; Mollusca; Bivalvia; Myida; Dreissenidae. Gene Ontology annotation, cellular component: COPII-coated ER to Golgi transport vesicle; endoplasmic reticulum membrane; Golgi membrane. The coding region runs from base 70 to 1626 and encodes 518 amino acids. The transcript is spliced from 16 exons. Gene Ontology annotation, biological process: Golgi organization; endoplasmic reticulum organization; endoplasmic reticulum to Golgi vesicle-mediated transport. The record is from RefSeq and is a predicted model, not a curated record.
CAUCACGAAAGUCAAGAUUCCGCAAGAGGUCGGUGUAUUACUUCCGUAGACAACUGGGGAACUGUCAAGAUGAAAGUCUGUGUGUUUUUACUGUUUUCUGCAAUAAUUUGCGUUUAUGCAGAGUUGCCAAAGAUCAGAUUUGAGUACAAAUACAGUUUCAAGGGACCGCAUAUUGUGCAGAAAGAUCGCAGCGUGCCAUUCUGGGAAUAUCAAGGAGAUGCCAUAGCCAGUGAUGACAACAUUCGAAUCACCCCAUCACUCAGAAGUAAAAAAGGCUCUGUUUGGACAAAGAGUGCAGCUAACUUUGAGAACUGGUCAGUUGAAGUUGUCUUCAAAGUCACAGGCAGGGGAAGAGUAGGGGCAGAUGGACUGGCUGUUUGGUUCACAGAGAUGAAGGGUAUAGAGGGACCUGUGUUCGGAAGCAACGACUACUGGAAAGGCUUGGCUGUGUUCUUUGAUUCAUUUGACAAUGACGGACAGAACAACCCUAGUAACAUGGCUGGCUCUGACCCUUCUCGAGGAAUUCACAACAACCCCUACAUCAUGGCCAUGGUGAACGACGGAACAAAACAAUACGAGCAUCAAAAUGACGGUAUCAACCAGCAGCUGGGCGGCUGUAUGAGAGACUUCAGAAACAAGCCAUUUCCCAUCAGGGCCAAGAUUGAGUACUACCAGCAUGUCCUCACUGUGUUUUUCAACAGUGGUCUCACAAACAACAAGGAUGAUUUUGAGCUCUGUCUCCGAGCAGAGAACGUGAUCCUGCCUAAGUCUGGCUACUUUGGUGUGAGUGCUGCCACUGGGGGACUUGCAGAUGACCAUGAUGUGCUAGCCUUCCUCACCCACUCCCUGGUGCCCCCAGGUCAGAAGGUGGAGUCCCGGAUAGACGAAACAGAGAAAGCCAAGUUUGACAAAGAAUUUGAUCAGUACUACGAGCAGUUGGAGAAACAGAAGAAAGAAUACCAGCAGCAACAUCCAGACAAGCAGGAACACUUUGAGAACCCAGAGAACGCGUACGAGAACCAGGCAGACCGCGAAUUGAGGAUGAUCUUUGAAGGCCAGAACUUCAUUCAUCAGACUCUGAAGGAGCUCGGCAAGAGGUUUGAUGAGCUGCUGGGUCGUCAGGAGUUGGUGCUGUCUAGAGUCUCACAGAUGUCUCAGGGGGGCGUGGCGGUUCCUCAGGGAGGGGCCCAACAGGUUGGGGGAGGACAAAUGAUUGACACAAUCAAGAGACAUGAGGUGGACCGAGUACUCAACACACAGAAUGAACUCAUACAGGAGGCCAGGCAGAUCAGGAACAUAGUAAAUGAUGUACAACAGCGAGCCAACAUCAUUCAGAACAGCAUGGGUCAGGGAGGACAGCAGGUGCAGCAUGGGGGCGGGGCAGGGGGCGGGGUCAACCCUCAGAUGGCGCUAGUCAUGCAUGAGCUGCAGGAGAACCUGCGUCUUGUGAAGACCGACGUGGCUCACAUGCUCAACAGGCCCCAGGGUGCUGGAGGGUGUCCAUUGCCACCACCUUGCCUUUCCUCAAGUGUCUUUUUUGUUGCCAUAGCAAUACAGCUGGCUAUUCUUAUAGGUUACAUGGUGUAUAGACAAAACAAAGAGAACCAGGCCAAAAAGUUCUUCUAGACUGCAUCACCACUAGUAACAGCUAAUUAAUGUAUCGCUGAUGUCAGAGGCUCACAUCCCCUUAGCAAGAAUAACAGACUCCAUGGAACCUCGGUAGAACCUGUCAGACACAUUGAUUAGGAAGGAUUGUUGUCAGAAAUUAGGUCAAUCUGUCAGAUAUGCAUGCUUGUUGCAUGUGAUUAUUUCAAAGUAUCGGGUACAUGACAGACAUCAGGUCUGUCAGAUUAUUUUUUCAUCAGAUUUGUCAGACUUUUUGACAGGUUUCUUGGAGUCUGGGAGGGUACAUUAUUAUACCCCCACAAACGAAGUUUAGGGGGGUAUAUAGGAGUGAACUUGUCUGUUGGUCGGUCUGUAUUAAGUGUCCGCUCUCUAAUUUAAGUAGUUUUCAUCAGAUCUUCACCAAACUUGGUCAGAAGUUGUAUCUACAUGAUGUCUAGGCCAAGUUCGAACAUGGGCCUUGCCGGGUCAAAAACUAGGUCACGGGGUCACUUAGUGCGUUUUAAACAUUCAGCAUGUCGUCCGCUCUCUAAUUCAAGUAGUUUUCAUCCCAUCUUCACCAAACUUGGUCAGAAGUUUUAUCUAGAUGAUCUGAAGGCCAAGUUCGAACAUGGGCCAUGCCAGAUCAAAAACUAGGUCACAGGGUCACUUAGUACGUUUUACACAUUGAGCAUGGUGUCCGCUCUCUAUUUCAAGUAGUUUAAAUCCGAUCUUCAUCACACUUGGUCAGAAGUUGUAACUUGAUAAUGUCUAGGGCAAAUUUGAAUAUGGGUCAUGCUGGGUCAAAAACAAGGUCACGGGGUCAUUUAGUGCGUUUUAAACAGCACAAUGUUGUCCGCUCUCUAAUUCAAGUAGUUUUCAUCCAAUCUUCACCAAACUUGGUAAGAAGUUGUAUCUAGAUGAUGUCUUGGUCAAGUUUGAAUAUGGGUCAUGCCAGGUCAAAAACUAGGUCACGGGGUAUCGUAGUGUGUUUUUAACCUCACCAUGUUGUCCGCUCUCUAAUUCAAGUAGUUUUCAUCCAAUCCUCACCAAACUUCGUCACAAGUUUUAUCUAAAUGAUCUCUAGGACAAGUUUAAACAUGGGUCAUUUAGGGCCUAAAACUAGGUCAAGGGGUCACUUAGUGCAUUUUUUAACAUUCAGCAUGGUGUCCCCUCUCUAAUUCAAGUAGUUUACAUCCGAUCUUCACCAAACUUGGUCAGAUGUUUUAUGGAGAUGAUCUUAAGGCCAAGUUAGAACAUGGGCCUUUCUGGGUCAAAAACUAGGUCAAGGGGUCAUGUGGGGGUAUUCGUCACGUCUAUGACAAAGCUCUUGUUUAAUAUUGUUUUUUUUUAUAUUUUAUAUAUUUCAGAUAUAUUAAGUUGUUUAAACGUAAAUCAGUUAUCUAUUUGUGAUAUUUAUAAGACUAUAUGACUUUUAUUCAGACCAGAGCUACAAGCUAGCAUUUUGAAAUUUGAUAUGCUUAUCGUAUCAUAACUGGUAUAAUAUAUGUAUUUUAAAUCAAACAUAUUUUUUCUGGAUAUUUGCAAUUGAUAACAGUGCAGGGUUAAAUUGUGAUUCUGAGACUGGCAAUGCAUUCUUUAGCUUGUUCAACAUGUAUAGAAAUCUAUAGAUCUAUUUUUAAAUUUAUCAUUCAGACAUCAUUUUGAUCUCUGUGAAGAUCUUCAUUCAAUGUCCUAGACUUAACAGAUAAUUGUUGCUGAGGGUUUGUUGUAAAUACUUGUUGAAUGGAUGGUAAGGUGUCUUUUUUUUUUAAAGCACUGUGCAAAACAUUUUUUUAAAUGAUUAAUUAUAUAUUAUUGAAAGUGCAUCUGCAUUUUUUUCUCAAUACCAUUAGGUCUUUUUAUGUUUUGUUUUUAAUUGAGUGUCACUUCAAAUAAAAACCUGUUUUGAUUAGGAAAUAUUAUAUAAUAAAUAAUGAGCUUCUUUGAUAAUUUAAUGGGUGUGUAGAAAAAAAUGUCUUAAUAUUUACUGCUUUAAGCUAAUUUUUACAUUUCUUUAAUUCUCCUGGUGGAUAGUUUCAUAUGGUAUCAAUAUAUGGUAUUACUAUUGUGUGUGUUUGUGUGUGUGUUUUAUUUUAGCAGCAACCAACAAAUGUACUUUUCUUGGCAGAUAUAUACAUCAAAAUAUUGAGAUUACCUAAAGAAUCAAAAAAUAAUUGUGUUAUUCAAAGAAAUGUGUUUAGAAUUAGCUGACUAUUUUAUUGUAUACAUCAAAACUGAUGAAAAGGUGUUCCAAAGCUUGAUGGCUAAAUUUGGUGUACAAUUCUUCAUAGGUAUAAAUUUAUAUAUACUUGUUAAGGUUUGAUGUACAUAAGCUAAUAUUUAAAUUAUGUACUUGUUAAAAGUUGAUGUAAAUAAGCUUUUUUUAUGUAAGUUGCCUUGUAAGUAGUAAAAUUAUUUCCGUAAGAACAAAUUUUACUUUGUCACUAUUUUGUGUUAGCAUUUAUGAUUCUGCAAUUUAUCUUAUUGAUAUCGUCAUCCCUCUACUACUCUGAAGCAAAGUGAACAUUGUUUUAUGUAACCAGUAUAAAACAAGAGCAGCCUGCAAGUAAUUCAGGUUUUAUGCUAUAUGCUGCUCAUCAGUAUCUUAGGCAAGGUAAAUAAGUCUUUAAAGCUGGAAUAUC